AUGGGGCUUCAACAUCAAGUGUUUUUGGGUCCUGUUUUGCACUCUUCUUUUGGAGAAGGGCCCGGCGGAGAGUCCGAAGUUGCCCUCCGGAAGCGAGACGCGCGCUGGCGCGCCUUGCGCCUCCUGCCUUCCAGCGGGAGCUUUGCGCGGAAAGCCGCCUCUCCCUGCGGCGGCUGGAGGGGGGACCCGCUUGGUCCGCACGCGGAGCCCGGGAAGGAGGACGUGGGCACGGACCCGUGGGGACCUGGCUCUGCAGGAGGGAAGCGGGCUGGAUCCACAUGGGCAGGUCGUCGCCUAGGCCUCGCCUGUGGUGCGGGCUGGCGGCGAGGUACCAGAAUCAUCUACGACCGCAAGUUUUUGUUAGAUCGGCGCAAUUCUCCCAUGGCUCAGACCCCUCCUUGCCACCUUCCCAAUAUUCCAGGAGUUACCAGUCCUGGUUCAGUGACGGAGGAUUCCAAAGUGGAAGUAAACAAUCUGAACAAUCAUGACGGGAAACCUGUAAUUGGUGAUGAUGCUCAAUUUGAGAUGGACAUCUGAUUUUCCCUGAGGGUAACCAUGGAGAGACAGCAAUUCCUGAUCACCUGUGUACAUCUGAUUUUGACCAUCAGGUUCAAUAACUCGAAGGAUGGAAGAAGAAGCUGCUGUUUCCACAGAAUUUUCACUUCAGCUUUUGAAGUGCCAAAGGAUAAGAGGACUGUUUUCCCCUCUCCUUGAUUUCCAUUAACCAUACCAUGCUUCCUACCCACCCCCACUCCUGUGCUUGCCUUACUCACUCCCUAUGAACUGACUUGGAGCCCAUGAUAAAUUUAUACAGCUAAGGAGUGUCCCUUGGCUUCUCGCACUUUAGAGACAACUUCUCAAAUCAUGCACAUGCGAGAAUUUAACCUCUAUCAGCAAUUGGAUAUUUAUUGCAAAACACACAAGGGCCAUGGAAGGGGUGGAUAUAUGUUUGAAGUGAUAUGACACUGGCAUUGUUCUCCUUUCCCUUAACUGCUGUUAAAUUGAUGUCAGUUAUUAACUGGUUUCUAUGUUAUAUCUUCUGUUGAUGUGCAGAAUGCACUCUCUUUGAUACUUCUAAAUCCUGUUGCUCGUCUUUUCUAGUUAGUAUAUCGUUUCAUGUGGGCGCUGCUGUGGGAUUUUCCUAAAAGAGUAUUAUUGGAGUUUUUUUUUCCACUUUCCCUGAAAAUUUCUUUAAAAAAAGAAGAGAUAAAUAACUUAGAAUCAUCACUUCAUCAUGCACUCGUUUCGCUUUGCAUUUCAUACCAAUAUCAUUUCAAAACAAAAGUUUAUCUCCAAUUUGUUUAAACCCACCAGUGUUAAAGGGGAACCACAUUUUUUCCUAAUAUAAAUUGGGAGUAUCAUGCCUGAUGGACUUCUAUACCAGUGUUUCUCAACCUCAGCAACUUUAAACUGUAUGCACAUCAACUUCCAGAAUUCUGGGAGUUGAAGUCAACACAGUUUAAAGUUGCUAAGUUGAGAAAUACUGUUCUGUACUAUUCGUCUCCAGUCUUUAAUUUUUGCUGCUGAAUAACAUCUGGGUUCUUGGCAAGUCUGUUUUUGUGCCAAAAAGAUUAAUUGAAACAACCUGGUUAUGUUUAACCAGGAGGCACUCAACAAAAAAUUGAAAUUCUUGAAAAAGUCUUGUGUGGACCAGGGAACCUUAAGAAUUAGUUACUGGAUUAUUAAGAUGUUGAGUGCUGAUUUCAUGAUGUAUGACUUCAAAUGAAUUUGAAAUGGUGAGUGAUCAUAUAGUUAAUAAGAGUUCACUGCAUUUUUGGAGCAAGACCUAUUUGUUUGGAAAAGUGGUCACUUUUCCACACAUUAUUUGAAUUCAUACAUUAUUCAGUCAGUCACAUUGGAGCCUGUUGGAGAUCCAGUUUCAGUAUGGAGGAGUUGUUGAUGAUCUCACUUAAUUCCACUUAUUUGGAUAUAUUGGCCAUUUUCCACCUACUGGUAAUCCAACUGUUAAGCUGAUUAGUUACAGCAUGAGUGAACUUUUUUUUUUAGAUUUUUUUUUUAUCCCGCCUUUAUUAUUUUUAUAAAUUACUCAAGGUGGCAAACAUACCUAAUACUCCUUCUUCCUAUUUUAAAUUUGUGCUGUUUGCCUGGAAUUGUUGCAGAGAGCAAGCAAGAUCCCUCUUUAUAGGAAUUCAUAGGCAGCUGAGUCUCCUUGUGAAAAAGCCAGUUACCAUGAAGAGGGAAAAAAUGGUAGAUCAUUUUAAUUCAGCCAAUGGAUGAAUCCAUACCUUGGCUGCAGGACCCCUUCAUGCUUUGCACCAUGAGAAUGCUUCUCCUUAAGACUGCAAUAUUAGAUUGUUUUACACUGUCUAGGCUAAUAGAGUAAAACUUCUUUGCUUGAUUUAAAAAUGUGUCACCGAUAGAUGGAAAGCAGAUUUUUUCAAAACGUAAUUAUUUUAGGACCCAGACUUAAUAAAAAUUGCAAUGAUCAUAGCAGAAGAGACAUUUCUUCUUCUCUCAGAAGAGGGAAUGCUGCUUAAGACAAUGUUUGCUGUGGCCUAUGUACACGAUCCCUCCUGAACUAGGCUUUUUUUUUUUUUAACAUAGCAGACCCACGCUGGAGCUUUUGGAUGCUUGUCCCCUGUGUUCAGUGAGGCUUCCUCCCGUGUAACUAUAUUUUGAGAGUGUAGCCUCUGAGGCAGGGAUAAGCAACUGUGACCCUCCCAGAUGUCAUUAUACUGCAACCCCCAUUAUCUCUGGCCAUUGGUCUUUGCUGUCUGAGGCGGAUGGGGAUUGGAGUUUUCUCCUGCUCUAAGAUUCUUGCUUCUCUAAAAUAUUUGAUUAUUAUUGCCUCUGAUUCCUUCAGGAAGUCUUCCAAGAGUGAUUCAUGUGCUACCUCAAAAAUAGAAUGACUGAAUUGUGCUAGCUUCCCUAGUGGGGAGGUCACAUUGAUGUGGCAAUUUUGCACAUGAAUUUUAUAGUUCAGGCGUAAUUGGGAGUGGGAAGUGAUACAGCCUCAGGGAUGUGGCAACUAUACUUGUUUUUAACGUAGGCAUCACUUCUAGAAGAGUAUCUGAAAAUACGCUAGUCCUAUUGGAUUUUGGCCUAUAAAAUGACAUAGUACAUUUCAGUUCAGUUCUUGGACUCACCUGUAUCUACAAAUCCUGGAAUUGACUUUGGCUCUUAAUUCUCUUUAUAAAUUGGCAACUUAUCAUAAUUGACUGGAUUUAAAGCGGGGGGGGGAUGAUCUAAAAUGGAGGGUCUGGUAAAACCAUUUUGCUCCUUUCUGCCAUUGUGGUAGCUUUGGAGGCAUGUAAGAAAGACAGGAUUUUAUUUUAUUUUGCCUACUGUAAAAUGUGAAUAAUACAGAAGCAAAAUUGCUUUGUAACUUUUGAUGUCUCAGGAAUAAUCUCUUAUUUGCAAUGUUUCUGGGGAAAGAUUGCUGCUUCUAAAGUGGUGACAAUGCUGUGACUAAGCUGCAACUAGCUGAGGGAAGAAUCCCCUAAAGUGCAGCGUAAGCUUCUGGAUUUUGGCCAGGGUACUUCUCAAAUGCACUGCACGUUGAGUCAUAAAUCAGAACAAAGUUGGUUCCAUUGUUUUCUUCUGGAACCUCACUGGCCGUACAAUUGAUGAGACAGGAUGGAUACAGCUUUGCUUGGCAGAUUUGGGCAAAACUGAGGUUUAAUCACAAUCCCGGCUCAGCUAAUUCCAGGGAAGGAAGAAGAGAAUAAGAAUAGAGUUUGGGGCGCUGCUAACGGAUACUGUUCUCAAUGUAGUAUUUUAAAAGAAUUGUUUGGAACUUGGGAAUUAACUUCAGUAUGUUACCUUUUCCCUUCUAGUGAUUUAACUGGUAAAGAUUCCUUGAAUAGCGCCAUUCCUUUCACAAGAAAGAAAGCACCUCCUCUAACAGAGAAGUCCAUGAGAUUUUCCCAAAUCAGUUUAGUUGCUGCUUGUAAAAUUCUGAUUGCCUCCGAAGUCUGUUCUAUAAGCAUAGCUGAAGGAAGGAUUAUUCCAAAGGCGAGGGCUGAUCUGGAAUCUGAGUGAGCAGAUUUCUCUUCCUGCACUGCAGGGUUCCUCGUGUGUCUGGAUAAAUCUCCUAAUGUCUCUCUGCUGGAGUUUCCCCAGUUUAUAAAAUUGAGACAGUAGACGCCUAACUAGGGUCGUUGUGAGAAAAUAACAAAUGCCGUGAAAAAGCCAAUAAUGUUCCAUUUCCGUAAAAUUUAGAAAACUGGUUCAGUCAUGGCUACUUUCUCCCAUGCCCCCUGGUUUUAUUUCCCAUCCUUGACUACCAAUACAACUGUAUUUUAUAAUUGAGCAAAGAUGAGAAAGCUGUGUAGAAAAAAAAAGGCUCCGUUGCUUUGCUCUGCAGAGUUGAUCCCCCUAGUGCAUUAUAGUUCUCAGUCUCCUUUUAACGCAGCCAAAACUGCAGAGAAGACUGAGACAUAACAACGCCAGACACCUAAAAUACUUGCAGCUGAUUUUUAUGCUGUAAUUACUUGAAAAACUUCCAGCUGGUAGCUGAAAGAAUAGAAAUAACUGCUAGCCUGUUUUGCCGCCCCUCAAAUUCAGAACCACAAUCUCAUUUAUCAGUAACUUAGUGUUGUAUCUACCUUCUAAACAGAGGCCUCCAGUGUUAUAUGAUCAUUCCCCCUGCUUUUUUUUUUUUUUUUUUUUUUGGUAAAGAAACUUUUGAUAGCUGAUAACUUUUAAGCACUGUUGUGAGCAAUGUGGAUCCAUGCCAAACAUUUUAGGUAAGUAAGGCUGCAGGCUUUAGUCAGUCAAUUCCUUUUUUCGUUAACUAAAAGGAACAGAUUUAUGUCUGCUGUAGCACAUGCCUUUCCUUUAAUUUUUUCUGCCCUUUUCUUAAAACUCUUCACAUUGAAAUACCAUAUAGAUGUAAUCAACUGACUGCAAAUCAUUAAUUAAAAGUCAUUUACUGAUUCUGUCUUUGGAUUUAUCUAGUAUUAGGCUAGCAGGCAAAAAUGCACACUAUAGGGAUAUCUGGGGGGGAGUAGAGAAGGUCAAGCUGGCUGUGAUUGAAGCUUCUUUUUAAUGUGCGUUGUGUAUGUAGCACAUGUAAAAAAGGGAUGGGGCUUCAGUUGCAGCCACUAUCUUGACUUUGGUGACAUGACUCUGGCCAUGUUCUACUAGUGGGUGUGCAAAUGCUGACGGGAAGAUCAAGGAUACCUAGUCUUAAGGAAUUUGUGCUUUGCAAAUGGCUUCUGCAGCUAGAAGCAUUUUAUGUGACAUUUGCACAAAAGGAUUUCACCGAUGGCAGAGGUUUUGUACUAGGAGGUUGAUACCCUAAGAUGCCAUCUUGUCUUUAUGAACAACAAUUAGUGAUAAGUUGAGCCAGCUUGGCUAUUGCAGAGCCUCUCAACUCUCCAGAAAGUAAUUUGGAUGAGCAAGCUGACAUUUUGCAGAGCAAGGUGACUUCCUCACAAGUAAUCAAGUUCUGUAAAUAAACUCUCAUCGUAUUCCAGUAAGGACUUCAUAGUGACUGCUAAGCACAGAUACUCCCUACCUGAGGCAGUAUACAGAAAAUCCAGCAAGAUUGGGUUUUUUUUCCUACUAGUGAAAUUAUGAGAAACACUAUACCAUAUUAUUGAUUAAAUUUCAGUAGGGCCAUCUAAUGUUGGAUUUUACACGUGUACCCUGGAAGAGUUUUUUUUCUCUAUACUCAGUAGAUAAAUGGAAUAUGUACAGUUAGAAAGCCAUGGGUAGUUUCUGGCCACAGCUACCAAUUUAGUAUCCUAAAUACAUAAAAUGAGGCAUUCUAAUGUGGUUGAAAUGCUAAAUCUUCCAGCAUUCUGCUCCCAGAGAGGCCAUGCAGAUGCCAACAGGAAGCUCACAAGCAGGAUUUGAGGACAAUAGCACCUUCCCAUUCACAUACAGAAAGCCAUUUUUCAUAUGUUAGAGGUACUAUAUGACUGCUGUGACUAGAAGCUAUUUACAGUGGCAUCUUACUAAAAAAAAGCAGAGCAAGAAUCCAUCUAGAUAAUGUUUACUAACGUGGUGAAACAGACUGAACCAGAAGUCACCAUCACACCAAGAGUACAUAUUUGAAAACAUUUCACUGGAAGUACCUGGAUUCCAUGCAUUGGGUUGAACACUUGUGUGAUAAUGUAGCAACUUAAUCAUGCUGAAGACUAAGUAAAUGCAGCACAUACCUGUGGUAGAAAGUAGCACAACGCUUAACUAAUAGCCUGUUUGCAGCUCAUUGCCUGUUCAGUUUCCAAAUGUCUAGGCUUAUAAAAUCUAGCAGGAGGCCAAGUCUUUAUUAUACUUUGUUUCCAUCUCUCCUCAGAUUAUGUGAAACCAUUGAAUGUUUGGAGUUUGUCUCUUUACUGUUGUGCUUAAAGAUGCAAUUGGUUCCACAUAGUGUGUUCCUUGUGGCAAAAAAUCAGAUUCUGGUCUUCCAUCUUGUUACCUAUGGCAUUCCAACUUGGUGUGUUGAUAAAAAAAACUUCAUUCUGCCAAUUCAGUUGUCUAAACCAGUGUUUCUCAACCUCCACAA
This is a messenger RNA of Python bivittatus (Burmese python), 6475 nucleotides long. The record is from RefSeq and is a predicted model, not a curated record. Lineage: Eukaryota; Metazoa; Chordata; Lepidosauria; Squamata; Pythonidae.